Ochlerotatus camptorhynchus is the source of this 1122-nucleotide messenger RNA. RefSeq names its product larval/pupal cuticle protein H1C-like. The record is from RefSeq and is a predicted model, not a curated record. Bases 75 to 842 code for a protein of 255 amino acids. NCBI's taxonomy places the organism in Eukaryota, Metazoa, Arthropoda, Insecta, Diptera, Culicidae. The transcript is spliced from 5 exons.
GUCAGUCAACUCGCAUUUAGCAAAGCAAUCUCAACUAAGUCAACUUUUGUUAAUAAGUUAACAGAACUAUCAAAAUGUACAAACUGUUCGUUUUCUCGUGCCUGAUCGCCGCCGCCGUUGCUGCUCCAGCUCCAGGUGUCGUCGUCGCCUCCCCAGUGGUUCAUGCUGUUCAUGCUGCCCCAGUUGCUGUCAGCCACCAGUCCUCCCACGUUGUGCACCACACGCCAGUCGUUAAGCAUGCCGUUGUUGCUCACCACGCUCCAGUAGUUGCCGUGCACCACGCUCCAGUCGUCAAGGCCGUCCCAGUUGUCCAUCACGCUCCAGUGGUCCAUUCUGUCCACGCUGUCCACCAUACCCCAGUUCUGGCCAAGACCGUUGUAGCCGCUCCAGUCGUCCACUCCGUUCACCCAGUCCACUCCGUCCACCCAGUCCACUCUGUCCCAGUCGUCAAGAGCUUCGUUUUCUCGUGCCUGAUCGCCGCCGCCGUUGCUGCUCCAGCUCCAGGUGUCGUAUUGGCCUCCCCAGUGGUUCAUACAGUUCAUGCUGCCCCAGUUGCUGUCAGCCACCAGUCCUCCCACGUUGUGCAUCACACGCCAGUCGUUAAGCAUGCCGUCGUUGCCCAUCACGCUCCAGUAGUUGCCGUGCACCACGCUCCAAUUGUCAAGUCCUACCCAGUCGUCCACCAUUCUCCAGUCGUCCACUCCGUCCACGCUGUUCAUCAUACUCCAGUUCUGGCCAAGACCGUCGUCGCAUCUCCAAUCGUCCACUCCGUCCAUCCAGUUCACUCUGUCCACGCUGUCCACUCUGUCCCAGUCGUCAAGAGUGUUGUCGUGCACCACUAAACCAUCCCAAUUAUCCCUGAAACCUAACUGAAACAAACCUUAAGACAAAGAAUAGCAAUGUAUACUCUUCCUGGAAUCUGAACAGCUCAUCAAAGGAUUAAAAAAUAGAUUUGUACAUACAUGAAACCAGUAUCUGUGACUGCAGAUAAACUUUCUCUAUAGUUAAAUCGACGUAAUGAACAGUUUGAGUCUAGUAGAAUAAUGCGAUUACAUGACAGAAGUGCAAAGAAAGUAAAUAACGAUUCAAAAUACACGCAACUUUGUUGAAAAAGUUAAACAA